This is a messenger RNA of Cherax quadricarinatus, 2769 nucleotides long. NCBI's taxonomy places the organism in Eukaryota, Metazoa, Arthropoda, Malacostraca, Decapoda, Parastacidae. The record is from RefSeq and is a predicted model, not a curated record.
GAAGCCAAGCUGAUGUACGGGAUGAUAUUCUCCAUCAAAUCAUUUGUUACGAAGGUUUCUCCUGUGGAUCUGCGAGAAGGUUACCUCACCUAUACCACCAACAAGUACCGGCUUAAUCUUUACGAGACUCCAUCAAGAUUAAAAUUUAUCCUUAAUACUGAUGUACAUGCUCAGGGUAUAAAAGAGCUCCUUCAUCAGAUAUAUACACAAGUAUAUGUAGAGUAUAUAGUCUGCAAUCCUCUGUGUCAGCUCAGUAAACCAAUUGAGAGUGAAUUAUAUGCUGCCAAACUGGAUGAAGUGGUUAAACAAAGUCCUGCAUAUGCUUCAAGACCAGCAUAAGGAAAAGCAAUAAAUGGGAAGAUACUUCAUUGUGGUAAAGUGUAAGUGGUAUGAACUCUGUUAAUGGAAGGAAGGUAUUCUACCCUGUGUCUUACCAGGUAUCAUUGACCCAGUGGUCCAGUCUCCUUGAUGACAGUCUGGUUAGUCAGGCUGUUGAUAGUUGCCACACACGUUCAACAUAUAUAUCACCACCUGGUUGGUCAUGAACGGUUUUCAGGAACUUUUUAAGUUUUCUCUUGAGAACAGUUGGAGAUCUGGAAAUUUCCUCUUGUAUUUGAGAAGAGGCAGAGAACGUUUGUGCUUAUAGUUAUAUCUUUGUGUACUUGACCAGUGCUUCUCAGUAGAAGGGUUGUAAGAUAAGAUAAGAUAAGAUUAAGAUAAAUGAUGUGAUUUGAAGGGGGUGGGUUAAUUGGCGUAGUAAGAAUGGAACUUAAUGAACUUGGAGAUGGUAUGGUGAAAUACAAUGUUAGGAGGGGAUUGGGGAGGAAAGAAGUGUGUGCAUUGGAGUGACAGGGAUAAGGGAGAAAGAGAGUAGAUGAAGGAGCAUGUAGGAGGGAAGGAAAGGUAAUAGGAAGUGGGCGACAGAAAUGCUGUGUGUGUGUGUGUGUGUGUGUGUACACAAUAGUUUUAUAUUGUAUUAAAUUAAUAUAUUCAUGGGGAAGCACCCAACCCAUUAGGUAUAUACAGCACCAGGAAGUGGAGGGGUAACUCCAGUUUCUUGGAUCAAGAGCCUUUAAUCAACAUCAAGUCAUUUCUACUUGAAGGGUAUAUGUAUGUUUUAACAAACACUGGUGUAAAAAUCAUGGGUCAGUGUAUUUCAAUAAGUAGAGUCUUGUUGUCAGACAAUGUAUUGCUGUACAGUAUAAGCUUUGUAAAGGCUAUGGUGUUAUAGUAUAUACAUAAUUGUUCACAUUUGUAGUUACUGAAUGCUGAGCCUUGAUGCUGAAGAGUUCUUGAUCCAAGAGAUUAGCACUAUUCCUUUCUUUCUAUCAAAUCUAUUAAUCUCUUAGUCCUCAGGUACUGUACAGCCCUUAUGAGUUUAGUGGUUCUGCAAGAUUGCAAUUAAAUUGUGGAUGAAAUGUGCAGUACUCUUCUCAUAUUUGUGUUAUGUCCGAGAGUUUUUUGCAUGUGCCGCUUUGAAGAAAAAAUGUGUAUAUAUAGAUUUUGAGGAUUUUCUUGAAAUUUGUAAGAGUUUAUUAAAAAUUUAGGUUAAAAACCUCUUGAAUUGCAAUAAGUUACCAGCCAUAAGCAGCUGUAGAUUGAGGGGAAACACACUGAGCUCAAAACAAAUAAAAUUUUUUUUUACAUUGCCCCUUCUAUAAAUUAAGGGGUACUUUUUCAAUUUACAAAAUGUUUAUUUUGAACUUUAAGGUUAGUUUCUUCUCAUAUGGUUAUGGUUGGUUUAUCUGGAUGUUUUAAUAAUGCUAGUACAUUAAUAAUAGUGUUGGCAGUGGUGUGCUGCCAAUACCACUAUCAUCAAUAUUAUAAUCAACUUACAUACAGAGAAUACAAUAUGUAAAUAUUUAUGUAGGAAUUUAAUUGCAGAGCAAUAGGGCAGGUAAACUGCCAUUGUUAUUUUUUGUCUUGUCCUGUGUGGCACUUGUGUGUUCCCCCCAAAAUACUAUGCUUGUACUGUCCUCUUCAUGCCCGGAGUGCCUGUAGAGGACAGAAAAGCUUUGAUAAAUCAGACUAUCACGAUAUCUUGGUUUUGUUAGCAAGGCAUGAUGGGUAUUAGUGCUAUGUAUGGUCUGUGAUAUGUGUUUUCAGGAGUUAUGUUUAUAUUGUCUUCUUUUACAGUCUCAAUUUUUCAGCUCAGAAACCCCACUAACUUUCUUGGGCUUUAAUAUUUAUUUAAAAUUAUUUAGUGUACUGUAAAAGUUUAGGGUUUGAUAAGUAAGACACAUUAUAAUCAUUUUAGUGUAGUGUAUUAAGGGCUGGAUGAGUAAGACUUAAUGUGCAACAGUUGGAUAUCCUUAUUGUUGUAACUUUUCACCUGUACAGGCUAUUUCAGUCAAAUAACAGAGGUGAUUAACUACUGGAAGCAGUGGAGAAGUAAAGAUGAUGUGAUCAGUUCCACAGCCUUGAAAUAGUUUGAGGUAGUCAGUUCCUUGAAAAAUGUUCAGCUCUAUAGUGUUGCUGAACACUAAUCAAAGCUGAGGGAUUGACCACUUCAUCUUUACCUCUCCACUGCUUCUGCUGUCUCCAGUAUUUAGUCACCUCUGUAUUCAACUGAAUAAGCCUACUGUUUAAGUGAAAUGUUUUGACAAGGACACCUAACUGUUGCACAUAUCUUGCUCAUUUACUUGUAGGUGUUGUACACCAAUAAAAUAAUGAGUAUUGAGGUUGCCUUGUGACUGGUAUAAUGCACUUUUAAAUGUGAUCUUUGAUCUGAAAUGAUUUAGGUAAAAUAAAAUACUAAUAAGUUUUAAA